AUUAUAAAGAGGCAUCGAUGUAGUCUUCUCGCUACCCGUCCUCACCGCACACAACAAUGGCUCUCAAAAUUGCCUUGUCCUCUCUCGUUCUUCUAUUCUCACUCAGCUUCGCCUCCAUCGUUAGAUCCGACGAGUACGAGUGCGUGUACACGGUGUACGUUAGGACUGGAUCCAUCUUCAAGGGAGGAACCGACUCUAAGAUCGGCCUCAAGCUAUACGACUCCUAUGGCUAUGGCAUUUACAUCAGAGACCUCGAAGCUUGGGGCGGCUUAAUGGGCAACAACUACGACUACUUCGAGCGCGGCAACCUCGACAUCUUCAGCGGCAGGGGUCCUUGCCUCAACAGCCCCGUUUGCGCCGCCAACGUCACCUCCGACGGCGCUGGUGCCCAUCACGGAUGGUACUGCAACUACGUGGAGGUCACUACCACUGGACCCCACAUGUCCUGCGCCCAGAAGCAGUUCACGGUGGAGCAGUGGCUCGCUCUGGACGCAUCGCCCUAUCAGCUGUGGGCGGCAAGGGACUAUUGCUCCGCCAAGCUUGAUCAGGAUCGUACCACUCUCGUUGAUGGCUUCAGAUCUGGACUUUCCGUUCUGAGGCCCACCCUCACAACCGUGUGACCGAGCUUAGCAAUUUAGAAACUUGAAACUCAUGAGAUGGUCGUCAGUGUUUCGUCUUGUGUAUUAUUGUGUAAUGGAUGUGGGAAUCUGAGGGCUUGUACCGGUUUUGUUGUUGAUCUAUGCUUGGUAUCUGUAUAGAUCAUAACGCGUCGCCGCUAGGGAGGCGAUGCGGAUCCGGUCACCGGACUGUAACUCAAUAAAAAUGCCCUUCAUGGUGCGGGACCUACCUACUCGAUCGCCGCAAUCA
Molecule: messenger RNA, 867 nt
Organism: Neltuma alba
Lineage: Eukaryota; Viridiplantae; Streptophyta; Magnoliopsida; Fabales; Fabaceae
Product: PLAT domain-containing protein 3-like
Exons: 2
Coding region: 57-620 (187 amino acids)
Molecular function (GO): protein binding
Source: RefSeq, a predicted model, not a curated record